Messenger RNA from Penaeus monodon (black tiger shrimp), 3387 nucleotides. RefSeq lists its product as uncharacterized. The transcript has 13 exons. The record is from RefSeq and is a predicted model, not a curated record. Lineage: Eukaryota; Metazoa; Arthropoda; Malacostraca; Decapoda; Penaeidae. The coding region runs from base 686 to 2491 and encodes 601 amino acids.
CACACACACACACACACACACACACACACACACACACUGAAAAACGAACGUAAAGCAUUUCAAAAAACACAUUUAAUCUCUCCUCUGGUUCGAACAUCAACGCCCCGCCAUUUACCUUAGAAAUGGAAAAAAGUGAGAAAGUCCGUCGACCGAGAUUCAAGAAGAGAGGAAAUUGUUUCACUUCGAAAACCACCUCCCGUUUUUUUUUUUUUUAGACACGUUUGGUUUUAUAUUUCUCGAGUGUUCGAAGCGAAGUUAAAGUUUUAUUGGAUUUCUUUUUAAUAAAUACUCACAGCGGACGAGAGGAGGGAAAAAGGGAGUGGAGAUGAUGCAUAAAAACAAAGUGAUAAGACAAAUUGAUGAGCCUCGCGUAUGCUGGUCAGGUAGGCAGCGGGGGAAACGGAGUCGGUAGUGGCUGUGGGUGGGUGGGCGACGCGGGACUCCAGACUCCGUUUCCCCCGGGGAGUACACGAGGUCCAUUCAUUCCAACCUUCCAUUGAAAAAUUCAGUAGACUGUCGGAGCUCUGACAGAGUGGAUGUGCUGCUCUGCGCUCUCGACCAACAUUUGACUUGGUGUUUUGAAGUGGUGUGUCUGUACACAGUGUAUGUUUUUCUGUUGAACUGGGGUGUGUAAGCACACCAAGUGUACUUAGACUAUCUACAAAUCGUGAACAGACAUUGGAAAAUGUCUUUAUUUUGGUUAAUCUUCGCGCUAUCGGCACAUUCUGUGUUCGGUGUGUGUUAUUUCCCCGUCGAAUACCAGGGGAUUUUCGCCACACAGUCCAGUAUCUCCAGCAUCUCGGGGGGAUCUGUGCAUCAGUACUCUCAGGUGACCAUCCUCCCCGACGCCAUCCCGGUAUGGGGCGUCUGCCACAAGAAGUUCGACAACAACGUCAUCCUCCGGGAUCCCACAGGAGGCGAGGACUGCUUCAGGUGCUUCCACGUGUCCCUGCACUCGGGAAACGUGAUCCAGGUGUACACGGAAGGGCUCAAUAAGUGCCACUCGUCGGAGGAGGCGGUGCUGCAGACCUGCCCCUCGAUCCAUGACAUCAAGACCAAGCGAGCCAGGGAGAUCAUGCUCUACAAAUCCCGCAGCUUCACCCAGGACGGGCUCAUCGACCGCGUCUUCUGCCCGAUCAACGGCCGCUAUCGCUUCACCUACGACGUUAAUGAUGGCACUGAGUCGACCGUCGAGUGCCCUGAGCCUUCCUCCGAGCUCUCGAACUGCCCUAAGGGGUCGCAGUUGCAGCUCAGAUUCCGGCGCUGUUCCUUCGGCGAGCUGGACAUGGGCCUUCGGUGCCUCGGGGACUGGGAGGGCCACGACGGGCAGAAAUACCUGGCACUCUGGGACCCUGAAGUGACCACGGACCACCAGCCUCGGUACCGCUGCGCUAUGUACUCGGUGGAGGAAACGACGGGGAGGGUGUUUCUGAGCUUCAGCAUCGACGCCACCUGCACCAACCACCUGCACAGCCCCUGGGACGGAUACGAGUCCAUGGUCCUCACGCCUGUCACCCCGCCCACGCCGCCCGCUGUCGUCCAGACCACCGCCUGCGCCUUCCCCGAGUGGGCGCAUGGGUCGUGGCAGCAUUUGCAGAUCGACUCGAAUGAACUCUGGCUUCAGGACGCGGGAACAGACAAGAAAUACCGGACGCUUUGCCUGUCUCAGCACGCCCCGCACGGCGAACGCUACGCCCUCUAUUCUCAGACGCAGUGUGGGGAGGAAGAGUUUACCUGUAUCUGGAUCAAGAAGAGAGCUGUCAACGUCAUCGAAUACCAAAUGGCCUCUUACCCGAGUGACAAGUACAACGUCUCAAGAAUCUGCUCAGACGAUAUGUUUCGUGGACAGGAGUGGAUCACGCAAGGACGCCUCGACCCCGAAAACCACGCCGGGUGUCCAAUCACGGGCGAGUACACGGGCGUGAUUCCCGACGCCAAGGAGCUGUGCGCCCGCCUCGCGUCCGACUGCAGGGACCCCCAGCACAUGUUCUAUACUGUGUCCUCCUGCUUCAACUCCACUGAGGUCUAUGAGGAGCGCGACUACCGAUGCCUUGGCCAGUGGUCGGAGGGGGGUGUCAUGUAUACCUUCACACACCGUCGAGAUGUCAACAUUUACGAGUGUUUUGCGGGCGUGGUUGUCAGCAGCAACGAGAUCUUCAUCAUUGAGGCUGGUACGAGUUGCCAGCGUGGUCUGCAGCCAUUAGCGUAUGGCAUGAAGCUCGUCAGACAAGCCACGUGUAGCGAGAUCGAGGCCCGGGAAUCCACGCCCCCGCCCCACCCCCCCUCCUCCUCCAUACCCCCCUGGUGGCCUCCGACGACGAAGAAUCCUUGGAUCAAGAAGGCUUCCACCACCACGGAAACCCCCACCUGGAACAACGAGAUUCCCAGAGCCGCACACUCGGGCAGUUCGAGAACGACCCCCACGGCCUCCUUCAGGUGGCUGACGACGGCGGCGACGACCCUCUUGCUAUUGCUCUCGUCGUCUCUGUGAUGCGAACGACUUUUGGCAAGGGUCGUCCGUGUUUUUCUCUUUUCUUUUCUUUCUUUGUUUGACAUCGUUCGCUUUUUUUUUUCUUUUCUUUUGACAUCGGUCGCUUUUUCCAUCUUUUUUGACAUCGGUCGCUUUUUUCCUUUUAUUUUGACAUCGGUCGCUUUUUCCUUCCUUCUUUUUUUAUUAUGUCGUUUCUUCUUUGAAGUCGUUUUCGUGUCGUGUUCGUGUGGUGUGUUCGUGUGCUCGUAGAGACAACUUCUCUGUCGUUGUGAUCAACCAGUGAUACGUUUACAGUGUACUUUUUUUUUUUUUUUUUCAUCUGUUCAUCCAUUCAUCCAUCGCGUUGUCAUGUAUCCACUUUUUAUCCGUGUAAUCAAAAAGAAAAAAAAAAUUGAACCUUUUGUAUACCGUGGAAGUAUUGUCAAUCAGUAUUGUGUUUUUUCUCUCAGUUACUAUAUUUUUUUUCUGUAUUUUCUUCUUGUUCUUUUGCUUAUUACUUUUUCUUAUCGAGGCUUACAACGAAAGAUGCUGAGGUUGAUGUGAAGCCGCUGUGAGUUUAUAUUCUGAUUUGCUCCUAUUGCUUCUAGUCAAAUCUAUUAUUAUUAUUAUUAUUUUCAUUUAAAAAAAGGUUUAGUGGGCUCUGAUCCGCAUCUGCCUAUCACCACCAUCGUCAUUUUUAAUCAUUGCAUCAAAAUCAUUAUCUUUAGCUUCAUCUUCGUCAUCCUUAUAGUCAUCGCCAUUAAAAAUCGUUCUAAAAUCAUCAUUUUAAUCACCCUAUUAAUCAUCCAGAUCAUAAUCAAAUCUACAAUGUCAUUCAGUAAACAAAAAGACAUUUUUAUGCUUUCUAGCAAAAAGAGAGAAAGAGAGAGAGAGAGAGAGAAAUAAAGAGAAAUAAA